Messenger RNA from Thrips palmi, 2639 nucleotides. RefSeq lists its product as uncharacterized. NCBI's taxonomy places the organism in Eukaryota, Metazoa, Arthropoda, Insecta, Thysanoptera, Thripidae. The record is from RefSeq and is a predicted model, not a curated record. The coding region runs from base 33 to 2639 and encodes 868 amino acids. The transcript is spliced from 6 exons.
AAACGAAAUUGACGCCUUCCGCACCGGCCGCCAUGGCAUCAUUUGCGAUUGAAAAUGGCAGGAGAGAACGUAAGUUUCACCUAGAACUUCUUUUUUUUCUGUUUAAUCCUGUCUUAAUUUUAUCUAGGAACAUGCCUAAUGUUGUGAAAUGUUCUGUUCAUGGAUGUCCAAACACCAAUAAGACGCAUCCCCUCCACAAGUUUCCUCAAAACGACACAGACAGGUGUUUGAAAUGGGUUCGACUGUCUGGAAAUCCGAAGCUUCUCAAUGUUCCAUUGAAGGAUAUGCACAAGAAGAAAAUAUGCAAAGAUCAUUUCUCCCGUAGAAUGUUUUGGAACAACACCCUGAAAACCCUGAAUAGGGAUGCAGAGCCUGACAUCCUCCGUAAUGUGACACCCCUCACUACAGACCAGCUGAGUGUUGCGAGGCUUACUGAAGUGGUUCCUACUCAAGCUGACGUGGGAUCUGCGGGCACUGAAGUACCACUUCCCAGUGUACCAAUUGAUUUUGCUGCAGAAGAGCCUAUUACUGUGCAUGUUGAGGUGGAGACAGAUUCAAUUCAGGCUACAAUGGGGCCUGUCUGCAUUGAAGCACCUCUUCCCAGUGUACCACUUGACGUUGCUGCAGAAGAACCUGUUACUGUCCGUGUUGAGACAGACUCGGAGAAAGGAGAAAAUCAGCCUUCAAAGAAUGCAGCCCAAGAAGAAAAUCCACCUUCAAAGUCAUCACAGAGCAAGAAUGUAGCUGCAAUAGCACAGAAGAUAUCUCAGCAACGAGUUUCAAAACUGUCAGUCCUGAAAGAAGCUGGUGUCGAGAAGGAUGGCUUGUCUGAUGACGCCUCUAAAUUACUAAGAGUCGCUCACAUGUAUAAAUCCAGGUUGGCAAGGUCCGAGAAGAAAUUGAAAGAAGCUAAUAGUCGAUUGGUAGACUUAGAGAAGCCAGAAAGUCAUGCAAGAGUCCUCUCAGACAAAAUCUCGCCUGCACUUAAUGUUUUGCUUAAAGGAGAACUAUUAAAUGGGUCACGAGACCCCCGUGGUCGUGAUUGGUGUGAAGAGUCUAAAUGCUUGAGCCUUGUCAUAAAAUCAUGUUCUCGUAAAACAUAUUCCCUUCUGGAGAAAAUGUUUGUUUUGCCAAGUUCACGUACCAUUCAGAAUGUUCUUUCCAAGAUACCUUUAGAGCCCGGAAUUAAUGAAGGUUUCUUUGGUCAUCUAGCAAGACAAGUGGAGACAAUGACACCAAAAGAAAAGUUUGUGUCCUUGAAUUGGGAUGAAUUCAGGGGUCAAGGUGGUCUGUUUUUCAAUGAGAAAAAAGGCAUAAUCAUUGGCUUCGAAAAUUUUGGUCCAUUUGGAAACUCAAAUUUGCCAGCUGAUGAGUACCUUAUAUUUUUAAUCCGAAGCCUUGAUCCCAAUUCCAAUUGGAAAAUGCCGUUGGCAAUUUUCUUUUCACUAUCCAUGUGUCCCGGAGAAAUUUUGAAGAAAAUGAUAGUGUUGAUUAUCACUAAGUUGCAGAACAUUGGCUUGAGGGUUGCAGCAGCAGUGUGCGACCAGGGCCCUGCAAAUCAGAAAGCAAUGCGGUUGUUGCAUGAAGAGGCUGCAAAGAAGACUGGAAGAGUGGAAGAACCUGAAAUUAUUGUCAAUGGGCAGACCAUUGUCACCUUCUGGGAUAAUCCUCAUGUCUUCAAGAAUAUCAUUAAUAAUUGGCGUCUUGAUAUUCACAACUGUAUUGAGUAUGGGCCUCAAUGCAAGAGAGCAUAUUAUCAGCAUAUAAUUGAUUAUUACGAAUAUGACAAGAAAAACUUCAAAGUUGGGCUUCUGACUCAUGAGCAGGUUUAUCCUGAGGGUAAACAAAAAAUGAAAGUGAAGCAUUGUACUCAAGUGGCAGGAGCCACUGUGGCCAAUAAGUCAUACAAUCAACUGUCCUCCCAUAAUGGGGGCAAUCCUAUUCUGCCAGGUGCAGAUGACACAGCCAACUUUAUGCUCAAAGUGGAUUAUUUGUUUGACAUAACCAAUGGUUCAGCUCCCGGAGACAAACCAAAACCAGAACAACGUGCCCUUGUCACUGAAACGUCUUUCCACCUCGAGGCUUGGAAGGAAAUGCGAAAAGAGGUGGCCACCUGGGCGUACAUUGAUAAAGAGGGCAAAAGAGUGAUCAUUCCUUGUUUGAAAGCGUGUCAAGAUAAUCUCUUAGCAGACCCUGCUUUGUGGAGACUCCUCGUGAAGGAAGGCCAAUACACAAGUUUGAACCUCCGCCAUGUUACCCAAGAUUGUUUGGAAAAUUUCAUCUCUCAAAUGAGAGCAACUUUGGGGCCCAACACUCAUCCUACUUGUUAUCAAGUCAUGAAUGCUUUUCGAACUCAGCUGAUCAACAAGCAUGUCAACUUCUCGCUCCAGAAAGGCAAACAUUGCCAGGAUGAUGGAGCUCAAAUGCUGACAGACAUGCAACGUCUCAUAAACAACAAGAAGACCCUCUCAUCGGAUAAGGAUGAGAGUUCCCAGUGGAUGCAGGACAACCAACAGACUCAGCCAAGUCCCUCUUCCAACCUCACCAAAUUAGAGGACCAGCUCUGCUUUUUAUUGGCCAUGCUACCACCUAUCUCACCACUGAAGAGAGAAGCAGAGGAAAAUAAUCAAGAAAUAUAA